AUGUUGUUUAAAUUGCUCCUGCUUCUCCUCCAGGUGGAGAAGCGCCUGGAGUUGGUGAAGCAAGUGUCCCACAGCACACACAAGAAACUCACCGCAUGUCUGCAGGGCCAGCAAGGCGCCGAGGCCGACAAGCGUUCUAAAAAAUUGCCUUUGACAACACUGGCUCAGUGUCUGAUGGAGGGGUCAGCUAUCCUGGGAGAUGACACACUUCUCGGGAAGAUGCUGAAACUGUGCGGGGAGACGGAGGACAAGCUGGCUCAGGAGCUGAUCCACUUCGAAUUGCAAGUAGAGAGAGACGUGAUCGAGCCCCUGUUUUUGCUGGCCGAGGUGGAAAUCCCAAAUAUACAAAAGCAGAGGAAACAUUUAGCUAAGUUGGUGCUGGACAUGGAUUCUUCGCGAACCAGGUGGCAGCAGACUUCCAAGUCUUCAGGUUUGUCCAGCAGCUUACAGCCUGCGGGUGCCAAAGCUGAUGCCCUCAGGGAAGAAAUGGAGGAGGCUGCCAACAGAGUGGAGAUUUGCAGGGACCAGCUCUCAGCUGACAUGUACAGUUUUGUGGCCAAAGAAAUUGACUAUGCAAACUACUUUCAAACGCUCAUAGAAGUGCAAGCGGAAUACCACAGGAAGUCACUGACACUGUUGCAGGCGGUGUUGCCUCAGAUAAAAGCACAACAGGAGGCUUGGGUAGAGAAGCCUUCCUUUGGGAAGCCACUGGAGGAGCACCUUAUGAUCAGCGGCCGGGAGAUCGCCUUCCCCAUCGAGGCAUGCGUGACAAUGCUGCUGGAGUGUGGGAUGCAGGAGGAGGUGGGGGGUCCUCCCGGUUCCUCGGCCUCCAAGCUGAAGAAGCUGAAAGCUGCACUGGACUGCUGUGUGGUGGACGUGCAGGAGUACUCAGCGGACCCCCACGCCAUAGCAGGAGCCUUGAAAUCUUACCUCCGAGAGUUGCCGGAACCACUCAUGACCUUCGAACUCUAUGACGAGUGGAUCCAGGCUUCCAAUAUCCAGGAGCAAGACAAGAGGCUUCAAGCGCUGUGGAAUGCCUGUGAAAAAUUGCCCAAGGCCAAUCACAACAACAUCCGCUACUUGAUCAAGUUUUUAUCCAAGCUGUCAGAAUACCAGGAUGUCAACAAGAUGACUCCCAGCAACAUGGCCAUUGUGUUAGGCCCCAACCUCCUGUGGCCACAAGCGGAUGGGAACAUCACUGAGAUGAUGACCACGGUUUCCCUGCAGAUUGUCGGGAUCAUCGAGCCCAUCAUCCAGCACGCAGACUGGUUCUUCCCUGGGGAAAUAGAAUUCAACAUUACAGGCAAUUAUGGAAGCCCGGUACAUGUGAACCAUAAUGCCAACUACAGCUCCAUGCCCUCCCCAGACAUGGACCCCACUGACCGGCGCCAACCUGAACAGGCCCGCCGGCCCCUCAGCGUCGCCACGGAUAAUAUGAUGCUGGAGUUUUACAAAAAGGAUGGCCUUAGGAAAAUCCAAAGCAUGGGUGUGAGGGUCAUGGACACCUCCUGGGUGGCUCGAAGAGGCUCCUCUGCCGGCCGGAAAGCAUCCUGCGCCCCGCCCACCAUGCAGCCUCCCGCCCCGCCUGCCGAGCUGGCCGCGCCCCUGCCUUCACCCCUGCCGGAGCAGCCCCCGGACAGCCCCGCAACUCUUCCGGCGCUUUCUCCAUCUGGCCCUGGCCUGCAGCCGGGGGCUGAGCGGACCAGCACUCCUAAAAGCAAGGAACUUUCUCCCGGGUCUGGGCAGAAAGGAAGUCCAGUCUCCGGCCAGGGAACAGCCUGUGCAGGGACACAACCGGGGACACAACCAGGUGCCAGCCCCAGCCAGCCACCUGCAGACCAGAGUCCUCACACCCUCCGGAAAGUGUCAAAGAAGCUGGCACCAAUUCCACCCAAGGUCCCCUUUGGCCAGCCGGGGUCUGUGACUGACCAGUCCACCGGCCAGCCAUCCCCAGUCAGCUUGUCUCCCACCCCACCAAGCACCCCUUCACCCUAUGGACUGAGCUACCCUCCGGGCUACUCCUUGGCCUCCGGCCAGCUCUCCCCAGCGGCCGCUCCGCCCUUGGCCUCUCCUUCCGUCUUUACAAGCACUUUAACCAAAUCGCGGCCCACCCCCAAGCCCCGACAGAGACCCACUCUGCCGCCCCCGCAGCCUCCUACGGUAAACCUCUCCGCCUCUAGUCCGCAGUCCUCGGAGCACCCCGUGCUAGAUGGCAUGUCCCCUGGGGAAAGCAUGUCUACAGAUCUUGUCCACUUCGAUAUCCCCUCGAUCCACAUAGAGCUCGGAUCCACGCUCCGCCUGAGUCCCCUGGAGCACAUGCGGCGACACUCAGUAACUGACAAGAGGGACUCGGAGGAAGAGUCUGAGAGCACCGCCCUCUGACACGGCACCCGUCCCCCCGACACGUGUACAUAGCUGCGUGGGCCCUCGAAACGCCGCGGGAGCAGUGCCCCGUGCUGGCCCCGCGUGCUCCCCGCUGGCCCUCUCCUGUCACUGUCACUGUCACUGCCGGCGUCAGGCUGGAGUUUGGCGGGGAAUCGUGCUCUCCAGUUCGUGUGGCAAGUGUUGGUGGUGCGGAUUUUGUUCAUUCCUUUCCGGUGGUGACUUCGGCCUUUUGUUUGCCCUUUGCCUUUUGACUUUGUGCCUAUUUCGAUCCACUUUCAGCCUCCAUGCCAAGCGACACCUCCGGGCCCAAGGCCUUGCUUGUCAGGAAAUGUCCUUGGUGGGGUGUGGGGUACAGGAGAGGGAUGCCUAUGGGUUCUAACGUCGGCCCCGUGGUGUCAGCUUAGUGGCCACGGAACAGGAACGGGACGUGGGGGACCCUCUCAUUUGCAGCUGGACUAGGUCUGGAAUUCCCUGUGUCCUGGGGCCCGACCUUUGCCUGCUGCUCGGUGGGAGAACCAGCCGGUGUGAAACCAUCUGUCCUGAGAAAGCUCCAAACUGAAUGGCUUUGGGUGAGGUGUGCUUCACUUCCUAGCAGUUUUACUUCAUCCCCCAUAGUUUUACACUUCUGCAUUCGAAAACUGACUUGAUGGUGCCUGGAGGGCCCAGCCAGUAGCUCCCCAGGCCCCCUGUGGGGGAUCUGAGAGCAGCCCUGCCUCUCUAGGCACCCAGAGGCAGCCAGCUUGUAGGUAUGUCCUUUCUCGGCACCUGUCUCUUCUUUCUGGAGGUUACAAAUGAAGAGCAAUAAUCCUUUUACCCAAAGCAUGUGGAGGAACGAGAGUAGCCCACAGAGACCCCGGCCCGUUCCGUGGCCUGCCUCGCUCACCAGCAUCCGCCGCUCACCCCUUCCCACAAAGUCCCAUCCGGUCACAGGGCGGGGGAUCGGGAAGGCAAGGGGGUCCUGUUCUCACUUUGGGAUGAAGAGAAGCAGAGUGGGGCCAUGCAUGCCAAGUCAAAGUUUAAAAUUUUAUCCUUUUAAAAUAGAUAUAAUAUACCUAUACAUGAUAUAAUAUUUGUAUAUAUGAAAUCUCUAUAUUUGUUUAAUUUGAGCCAUCCAACCUAAACCAGUGUACAGGUGUACAAUGAAAAAUUUAAAUGCUUAGUUAUUUUUCCCAGCGCGGUGGAAAGUCACCCUUCUGAGAGUGGGACUGGCAGACUGGAUGUUAACGGCUUUGCUCACUUCCUGGCAAGGGCGGUUCAAUCCCCAAUUUGUAACAGAGCCCCAGGGGUUGAAAGUUCUCUUUAAAUACAUGUACAAAUUGUUGUCAAAAGUAACGUUAUUAAAAUAGAUUUAUUAUCCCUGAGCUUGGAAUAUGUUCUUAUGGUCCUAAUAAACCUGCGGGGACACAGCCAUCGAUGUCAUGUGCUACAGUAGGAGGAAGCAUGAAGGUCACCACUAGGUCAGG
Molecule: messenger RNA, 3848 nt
Organism: Tupaia belangeri chinensis (Chinese tree shrew)
Lineage: Eukaryota; Metazoa; Chordata; Mammalia; Scandentia; Tupaiidae
Gene: ARHGAP44
Product: Rho GTPase activating protein 44
Exons: 20
Coding region: 1-2382 (793 amino acids)
Biological process (GO): negative regulation of Rac protein signal transduction; positive regulation of GTPase activity; modification of dendritic spine
Cellular component (GO): intracellular anatomical structure; presynaptic active zone; cytoplasm
Molecular function (GO): GTPase activator activity; protein binding
Source: RefSeq, a predicted model, not a curated record